Phalaenopsis equestris is the source of this 1819-nucleotide messenger RNA. Its product is annotated as protein JINGUBANG-like. The transcript has 4 exons. Bases 1 to 1575 code for a protein of 524 amino acids. Gene Ontology annotation, molecular function: protein binding. NCBI's taxonomy places the organism in Eukaryota, Viridiplantae, Streptophyta, Magnoliopsida, Asparagales, Orchidaceae. The record is from RefSeq and is a predicted model, not a curated record.
AUGCUCAUUACUAUUGCUACUUAUGAGAACUGGGACAUUCGACAGCUUGAUACAUUCAAUGCCUUCCUUCAAGGCAAAUUGGAAGACACUGUCUAUAUGAAACAACCCCCUAGCUUCGAUAACUCCCAACAUCCUAACCAUGUUUACCGGUUCCCCAACUCCUUGGAACCUCUACACACCAGCCGCAUCUCCUCCUCUAGAUGGAAUCUGACGGCAGGAAAUCCUUCGGGACCUUCCCCGUCCACUCUCCUCCCCAUUCCGACGGCCUCAGCCUCUCCCCCCGCCGCCCCUCCAUGGCAAUUUCUCUCUCCCCGCCACAGCAUCAGCCACACGCCGCCGCAACAUCCACCCCCUUCUCUCCACUACCAUUGCCUCAUCUCCCUCCACCGCCAAGACGGCAACAUCCACGCCAUUGCUCUCGCCGCGAGAGGCCGGCUUGUUCUCACCGGCUCCGACUCGGACCGGGUUCGGGCCUGGCGCCAGCCCGGCCUCGAGUACGGCGGCUUGCUGCGCACUCGAAGGCCACGUGUGCGCGCUCUAUUGGCCCAUGGAGAAGUGCUGUUCACGGCUCACGCUGACCGGAGAGUGCGAGUUUGGUCGGUGGAGAAGGCGUCGGGGUCGGCGUCGGCGUCUUCCGGAGCACGGUGGCGGAAGGUGGCGACGCUUCCGCCGAGGAGGCUGCGUGUUUCGCUUUUCCGGCGACGACAGGACCGGGUGCAGCAACAACACCGUGAGGACAUCUCCUGCUUGGCUCUAUACACCGCUGGGCAGCUUCUGUACACCGGGUCUUGGGACAGCACCGUGAAAGCGUGGCAUGUGGGGGACGGCACGUGCGUAGACUCCUUCGUGGCGCACGAGGGGAGGGUGAAUGCGGUGGUGGUGGGGCAGGAUGACGGCGGCGUGUUCACGGCGGGUGCGGACGGGUGCGUGAAAGUGUGGCGGAGAGUGUACGGCGAGAGUGCCCACGCGUUGACCAUGGUUCUAAGGUUUCAGGCCUCGCCGGUCAAUGCCCUGGUGGUCGGCGGCGGAGGUGGAAGUUAUGUGUAUUCUGGAUCGUCGGAUGGGUAUGUGAAUAUCUGGGAGAGGGAGGCGGCUACAGGAAGGUACCACCAUGGCGGGUUCCUCCAAGGCCACAGGUAUGCGGUGCUAUGCCUGGCGGCGGUGAAAAGGCUGAUCCUGAGCGGCUCAGAAGACACGACGAUAAGAGUAUGGAGAAGAGAAGAAGGCAGCGGCUUCCACGUGUGCUUGGCCGUGAUGGAAGGCCACCGUGGGCCCGUUCGGUGCAUUGCGGCGGCGGUGGAGAGUGAGAUGAUCGGGGCGGAAGGUGGGAUGGGCUUAUUGAUCUACAGCGCCAGCUACGACAGAAUGCUCAAGGCCUGGAGGUUAAAGGUGGCGGCGGAGAAUCAGGAGAAGGAGAAGAGGAAAACGGCGGGAGAUGAAGAAGCAGAGAAGGAGGAGGAGGAGGAGGAGACGCGUUCGCCGUCGCUGAGGAUGGAGGGGGAGGGGCAUGGGAUGACUCCGGUGUUGUCGCCGCUGUGGGUGGAGAAGAGGCUGAGAGAGAUACACUUGUGUUAAUUACUUGGUUAUGGGAGCCAAACUCUGAUUUUUCCUAUUAUGUUACGUCAUUUAAUUUUGUUAAUUUAAGAUUUGUUUGAUGAGAAAAUAUUGUGAGUCCAACGAAAUCACUUCACGUGAAGGUGACGGAAAAAAAAAAAAUUUAACACAAGAGAAUAUUCUCGUGUAUUAUUCUGCAUUGUUCAGGUGUUAUUAUGAUGAUAUUUAUGUAUUAUUAUGUUUUGGGAAUAUUCUCGGUGUUAUA